Messenger RNA from Dovyalis caffra, 297 nucleotides. The record is from the annotation of a GenBank genome assembly. NCBI's taxonomy places the organism in Eukaryota, Viridiplantae, Streptophyta, Magnoliopsida, Malpighiales, Salicaceae.
AUGGCAAGUGGAGAAGUGGUGGAGAGAGCUGUGUGUGGGUGCUGUGGAAUGUGGGAAGAGUGCACAAUGGGAUACAUAGGCUGGGUGCAGGAGAGGUUCGGUGGCGUGUGGGUGUGUGGUCUUUGCGAGGAAGGUAUCAAGGACGAGCAAGCAAGGUUAGGGGUAGGAGUUGAAGUUGCUCUGAGGAUUCAUGCCACCUUCAGGGAGACUGCAAAUGCCGAUCCUCCAAUUCACAUAGCUCAAUCCAUUCUCCAACUUAUCAAGAAGAUCAUGUCCUCCACUUCUUCACCCAGCUAA